Molecule: messenger RNA, 1119 nt
Organism: Fusarium graminearum PH-1
Lineage: Eukaryota; Fungi; Ascomycota; Sordariomycetes; Hypocreales; Nectriaceae
Exons: 1
Coding region: 1-1119 (372 amino acids)
Molecular function (GO): oxidoreductase activity, acting on NAD(P)H
Source: RefSeq, a predicted model, not a curated record
AUGGACCUUUCCAACAAAGCUGCCUACCUUGUCAGUCCCAAUGGGCCUACCAUCGAAGUCAGGUCAGCACCUGUUCCAACACCUGGGCCAGGAGAACUCCUCGUCAAAACACAUGCUGUCGCAAUCAACCCAGUCGAUGCAGUGAAACAGUCCAUGGGCAACAUGAUGUUUGAAUGGCUCUCAUAUCCUCUUAUCCUCGGCUACGAUGUCGCUGGCGAGGUUAUCAAGACGGGACCUGGUGUUGGCCGAUUCAGGGAAGGCGACAGAGUUGUGGGUGUUACAGCAGGCAUGGACAAGCGAGGUAGAUGUCCCGACGAAGGCGCAUUCCAGGAAAUUUGUAUCGUGCGAGAACAUUUGGCUGCUAAGAUUCCAGACGGAAUCACGUCCACCGAUGCCAGUGUUUUGCCUCUCACUUUUGUUACGGCUGCAUGUGCUUUAUUCCAAAAGGAACAACUAGCACUACAGCUACCUCAGACCAAGGCAAACCGCAGUUCAACAGGCCAGACAGUUUUGGUGUGGGGAGCGAGUACAAGUGUGGGCAGAAAUGCUGUACAGCUUGCUGUUGCAGCUGGCUACGAUGUUAUCGCCACAGCAUCGCCCAAGAAUUGGGACAUUGUGCGGAAUCUAGGCGCUUCUUCAGUUUUCGACUAUCGCAGCCCAACGGUCAUAGAUGAUGUGAUUACUUCUUUGAAGGAAAAGAAAUGCGCAGGAGCUGUGGCCAUUGGUCAACGGUCACUAGCGAAGUGCGUCGACAUUAUCAAAAGAAUUCCCGGAGCCACCAAGAACGUUGCUCAAGUGACUCUCUCGAUGCCCGAGUCACAACCAACGACAAAUAUCUCCAUGAUUCCGUUUGUGGCAAAGUACUUCUGGAUGGCAGGUACUGAUCGCCUCAAGGUGAUGAGUAGUGGAGUCCAGAGCAAGUUUGUUUUUGGCACAGACAUAAUUGAAUGGGAUGCUGAAGGGAAGCUGGCUUCAUAUUUGAGUGAAGCAUUGGAACUUGGGGAGUAUAAGCUGAGUUCUAGAGCUCAAGUACUGGAGGGAGGGUUGAGCUCAAUUGCUCAAGGGUUGGAUUUGGUUCGGGAAGGCACUGAUGGUAACAAAGUAGUGGUCAGAAUUUGA